Molecule: messenger RNA, 3291 nt
Organism: Leucoraja erinaceus (little skate)
Lineage: Eukaryota; Metazoa; Chordata; Chondrichthyes; Rajiformes; Rajidae
Product: polyunsaturated fatty acid 5-lipoxygenase-like
Exons: 14
Coding region: 101-2122 (673 amino acids)
Biological process (GO): linoleic acid metabolic process; lipid oxidation
Cellular component (GO): nuclear envelope
Molecular function (GO): iron ion binding; arachidonate 5-lipoxygenase activity; protein binding
Source: RefSeq, a predicted model, not a curated record
CCACAGGAGCCGGUCGGCUGAGCAGCAGAACCCACAGCCCGGCUCCUUAUCCGGACCAGCACCCAGCCCGGAGUCUGCACCCACCCCGGGAGCACACACCAUGAUCUACACAGUGACGGUGGCCACGGGCCACCAGUGGUUCGCGGGCACGGACGACUACAUCUUCCUGACGCUGGUGGGCAGCGAGGGCAACAGCGAGCGCACACUGCUCGACAAGCCGCUGUACGAUGACUUCGAGCGGGGAGCGGUGGAUUCCUACGCCAUGACCGUGUCGAAUGAUCUUGGGGAGAUCCUGUUGGUGAAGAUCGAGAAGCGCAAGUACUGGGUGCAUGAUGACUGGUACUGUAAAUAUAUCACCAUCAAAACCCCCCAGGGUGAAUACAGGGAGUUCCCCUGUUACCGGUGGAUUGCUGACGACAAGGAGGUCGAGUUACGGGAUGGGAAAGCAAGAUUACCCCGUGAUGACCAGACUCAAAUCGCUAAACAGCAUCGACGCAGGGAGCUGGAGCAGAGGCAGAAGUUUUACAGGUGGAAGGAAUGGCAUCCCGGUUUCCCGCUGAGCAUUGACGCAAACUCCCACAAGGAUUUGCCCCGAGACAUCCAGUUUGACACGGAGAAAGGAGUGGACUUUGUGCUGAACUACUCCAAGGCGAUGGAGAAUCUGUAUCUGAAUCGAUUCAUGUACAUGUUUCAGACUUCAUGGACUGAUUUUGCUGAUUUUGAGCAGAUCUUUGUCCGAAUUAGCAAUACAAUUUCAGACUACGUCAUGCAGCACUGGCAGGAGGACUUCAUGUUCGGCUACCAGUUCCUCAACGGCUGCAAUCCUGUCGUUUUUGAGAAGUGCAACAAACUCCCGGACAACUUUCCAGUCACUACUGAAAUGGUGGAUACCAGCCUGGAACGGAACCUCACCCUAGAGGAAGAGAUUAAGGAAGGUAACAUUUACCUGGCAGACUAUAAGAUCUUGGAUGGAGUUCCUGCCAACGCUACUGACCCCUGCACCAUGCAGUACCUGACAGCACCCAUCUGCUUGUUGUACAAUAACUUAAGGAAGAAGCUGGUCCCCAUCGCAAUCCAGUUGAAACAGGAACCUGGCCCUGAAAACCCAAUCUUUCUCCCCACUGAUGCAAAGUAUGAUUGGUUACUGGCCAAAAUCUGGGUGAGAUCAUCUGACUUCCACGUACAUCAGACUGUCACCCAUCUUCUGCGGACGCACCUUAUCUCGGAAGUGUUUGGCAUAGCUAUGUAUCGCCAGCUCGCAGCCGUCCACCCGCUCUUUAAGUUGUUGCUGCCUCACGUCCGAUAUACGAUUGCGAUCAACACAAAAGCGAGGGAGCAGCUGAUUUGUGAGUGUGGUCUCUUUGACAAGGCGAACGGCACUGGCGGCGGUGGUCAUGUCCGCCUGGUGCAGCGUACCAUGGAGGACCUCACGUUCCAGUCACUCUGCUUUCCUGAGGCCAUCAAGAUGCGGGGAGUUGAGAGCAAGGAGAGUCUGCCGUACUAUCACUACAGGGAUGAUUCACAGAUGGUCUGGGAUGCUGUGCUGGGCUUUGCCACAGAGGUAGUCAACAUAUAUUACGAUGAUGAUGAAGCUGUUCAGACAGACACUGAGCUGCAGGCCUUUGUGAAGGACGUGUUUGUCUAUGGGCUCAAAGCCAAUAAAAGUUCAGGAUUCCCUAAAUCAGUGAAGACGAUUCGGAAGCUCAUCGAGUACGUGACCGUGAUAAUAUUCACCACUUCCUGCCAGCAUGCUGCAGUCAAUUUUGGGCAGUACGACUGGUGCUCCUGGAUCCCAAAUGCCCCAUCCACAAUGCGGCGUCCUCCUCCCACGGAGAAGGAGGUUGUGGACCUGGAGUACAUCAUAGAGAGUUUACCAGACAGGGGGCGGUCAUGUUGGCAUCUGGGCGCAGUGUGGGCACUCAGCCAGUUCCAGGACAACGAGCUAUUUCUUGGAUCGUAUCCUGAUGAACAUUUCAUAGAGCAGCCUGUCAAGGAGGCCAUGGAAAAUUUCCAGAAGAAUCUCCAAGGAAUUUCAAAUCGCAUUGCAGAAAGAAACAAGGAUAAGAAGCUGCCUUAUUAUUAUGCAUCUCCAGACAGAAUCCCCAACAGUGUUGCAAUGUAGGAGUUGGGGGCAGGGAGGUCCUUUCUGGUGUUCUGGAACUAGCGCUCUGUCUGCUUGGUCCAUGUUUGCUGCCCGCUCUGCUUGUUUGCCCUCAGCCAGCAACCUGUGAGGACAUUCUUCAUCGAGGUCUUUGAACUGCCUUCUGCUCGAAUCCUGCUGAGGAGGUUUGAUGGUGGUUCCAGCAGUGCCAGCCUCUGGCGCACUGGAUGGGACCUUCUCCUUCAACUCACCAGACCAGCAAACGCCUCAGCUCAGCUUGUUCCAGUCUUGUUGCCAUUUCAUAACUUGUUCACAUUUGCUUUUUUCACUUUGAAGGGAACCACUGCUGACAAGGCAGCACUUUCAGGUUGAGAAAUUUCUUCAGAUCCUAAUGAAUCUAAAGAAGGGUCUCGACCCAAAAUGUCACCCAUUCCUUCUCUCCAGAGAUGCUGCCUGUCCCACUGAGUCACUCCAACAUUGUGUGUCUCUCUCUUUUCAUCAGCUUUGCGGGGACAGCUGGACUACUGAGUUUAUCACCAUUCAGGAAUAUUCUCAAAGGCAAUAAAUACCAGCCCCGCCUGUGUUGCCAAGGUCCUGAGAAUGAGAUGAGCCCUGUAUACUUCUAUCAGGAGCUCCCUGCUCUUGCCUUCACUGUCCGAGCCAUCAUAUGUGAUCAUUAUACUGCUUGCUCCACCAUUCCCAGGGGAUCGUGAAUGUCUAUCCCUGGGUCCUGGAUAUCCCUGGCGCUAGGAGCUGUCCAUGCUGGAGGCUGCGAUGUCCACCAAAACCUUGUGCCAACUGUCUGACAUCUGCGGUGACCCUCACUGGUAUCACCGUUCCAAGCCUGAGGCCAUCAUGAGGCAUCUGACAGCAUGUCCCCACACACACCAGAUGACCAGGUGAUUCCAUUAAACUUGAGAGAUACAGCUACAGGCCCUUCAGCCCACCGAGUCUGCAUCGACCAGCGAUCACCCCACACACUAGCACUAUUUUUCACACACUAGACAAUUUACAAUUUUACCAAAGUCAAUUAAUGUUGAACCCUACACGUCUUUGGAGUGUGGGAGGAAACCGGAGUACUCUACCGCUGCACCACCGUGCCUCCCCAAGUCCCUUGACUUUGUCCAUUUUCAACAUUGUCAAAACCUGUGUUGAUAUUCAUUCAAACUAUUAAAUUACUUUUUAUCCCU